CUAACCUUAUUUGCUCCUCCAUUUCAACAUGAAGACCUUAAACCCUUCGGUGGAAAUUUUCUUUUUUCCCUACGUAGGGGGAGGCCAUCAAAUCCCAAUGAUAGACGCAGCAAGAAUGUUUGCAUCUCACGGAGCCUCAUCAACCAUUAUAGCCACACCGUCGACCACCCCUCACUUUCAAAAAUCCAUCACGCGCGACCAGAAAUUCGGUCUUCCCAUCUCCAUUCACACUCUCUCCGCCGAUGUACCACAGUCAGACAUCUCUGUCGGUCCCUUCCUGGACACCUCUGCCCUCCUCGAACCACUACGCCAGCUCCUCCUCCAACGCCGCCCGCAUUGCAUCGUCGUCGACAUGUUCCAUAGCUGGGCCGGCGACGUCGUUUACGAGCUCGGAAUCCCCAGGAUCCUCUUCAACGGCAUCGGAUGCUUUGCUCUCUGCGUCCAGGAGAACUUAAGACAUGUCGCUUUUGAGAGUGUGAAUUCAGACUCGGAGCCUUUCCUCGUUCCUAAUAUUCCCGACAGAAUCGAAAUGACGAUGUCUCAGCUUCCUCCUUUUCUGAGAAACCCGUCUGAGAUUCCUGAAAGGGUGAGGGGCAUGAAGCGAUUAGAGGAGAAGAGUUUCGGCACUCUUAUCAACAGUUUCUACGACUUGGAACCAGCUUAUGCUGAUCUAAUAAAAAGCAAGUGGGGAAAUAAAGCAUGGAUUGUAGGACCAGUGUCCUUUUGCAACAGAACCAAAGAGGAUAAAACCGAAAGAGGGAAGCCACCCACUGUCGACGAACAAAAUUGUCUGAAUUGGUUAAACUCUAAGAAACCCAGUUCUGUUCUUUACGCCAGCUUUGGAAGCCUGGCUCGGUUGCCCCCUGAGCAACUGAAGGAGAUUGCUUACGGCCUGGAAGCCUCUGAGCAAUCGUUCAUUUGGGUGGUGGGGAACAUUCUCCACAACCCAUCAGAAAACAAAGAAAAUGGGAGUGGGAACUGGCUUCCGGAAGGGUUCGAGCAGAGGAUGAAGGAAACGGGUAAGGGAUUGGUGCUUAGAGGGUGGGCUCCGCAGUUGUUGAUUCUGGAGCACGCUGCGAUCAAAGGGUUUAUGACUCAUUGCGGAUGGAACUCGACUCUGGAAGGUGUGAGUGCGGGAGUGCCCAUGAUCACGUGGCCUCUGACGGCUGAGCAAUUUUCGAAUGAGAAGUUGAUAACGGAGGUUCUGAAGAUUGGUGUCCAAGUGGGGAACAGGGAGUGGUGGCCGUGGAAUGCAGAAUGGAAAGGGUUAGUGGGAAGAGAGAAGGUGGAGGUGGCAGUGAGGAAGCUGAUGGUGGAGAGCUUAGAGGCAGACGAAAUGAGAAGGCGAGCGAAAGACUUUGCAGGAAAAGCUGCAAGAGCUGUGGAAGAAGGUGGAACUUCUUACGCCGAUGUUGAGGCCUUAAUUCAGGAGCUUCAAGCUCGCAUAUGCGCAAACCAGGACUAAAAUUUUGAAGUAUACGCAUAAGAAUACGAGAAAAAGAGCUUUGUUACUUUCUUGCAUGACUUGAAUUCCAAUGUUAUAUGCCUAGAUUAGAUCUAUGCAUUCCUAAGGCCACAUUUAAUGUCUUUUUUAUCUAUUAGGUCUCUUGUUUUCAACUCCCACUGUCCAUUGAUGGAUACUUAUAUAGUCAUUGCUUGCUUUUAUGACA
Messenger RNA from Vigna radiata var. radiata (mung bean), 1670 nucleotides. RefSeq names its product abscisate beta-glucosyltransferase. The coding region runs from base 29 to 1465 and encodes 478 amino acids. The transcript has a single exon. Lineage: Eukaryota; Viridiplantae; Streptophyta; Magnoliopsida; Fabales; Fabaceae. Gene Ontology annotation, molecular function: UDP-glycosyltransferase activity. The record is from RefSeq and is a predicted model, not a curated record.